This is a messenger RNA of Cladophialophora psammophila CBS 110553, 1536 nucleotides long. RefSeq lists its product as uncharacterized. The record is from RefSeq and is a predicted model, not a curated record. The transcript has 4 exons. Lineage: Eukaryota; Fungi; Ascomycota; Eurotiomycetes; Chaetothyriales; Herpotrichiellaceae. Bases 1 to 1536 code for a protein of 511 amino acids.
AUGGCCGGCGGGCCAGCCCCACAAGCCUUAUUUAAGGAUGUACGGGCUGAAAGGCUCUCAACAGGAAGAGGGACUGUGGUUGGGGUCUACUCCGGCAACCUUCGUCCAGAGCUGAAUUUCUUCACUACUCUCCAAGAAGGAUCCAGCUCGAUCUCCGAGAAGAACGUCUACGGCGCAAAGGAAUUCGGGCCUCUCUUCGCGCUGUCUCUGCUUGGGUUGAUCUCGUCAGCUGUGAUUUUAUGGCUGUCGCUUCAUUACGACGAUGAGUUCGCCUUGGUCGCUACGAUCUUGUUGUCUUUGAGUUCGACCGUUGUCGGCCUCGCGUCAUGGUGGAAACUGGACUUGAAGGAGCGGAGCCCCAGGAAAGACAGAGACGACAAAAUUCCGGAGGGUGACGUCGUCAUAUGCGAUGCACGUCUGGGAGCGUUCCGUGUUGUAAGGUGCGAAGAAAGGAUAUCAGAUAUGUAUUUCAGGAUUGAAUCAUGCGACUACACCCUAGGAGAGACGGCAUACCGUGCUGCUUGGUUGCGUGCUACCAUACUUCUUAUGUCUGGAUUUAUCUGUCUGAGAAAGUCGAAAUCUAACUUCAAAUUGCCUUCGCCGCAUUCAUUGGAUCCAACAGAAUGGCAUUGGUGGCAAGAUUACCAAGUAGUCACUUUGGAAUGGAAGCCCAGCGGCUCUGAGGACCCCUCUUUCGACGUUGUUCUGGACGCGACUAUGUCCGCAGCGACCAUUCCGAAGGACGAUAGCAAUCAAGCUGAGGCCCAAAGGCCCCUCACAAGGCGGCAUUCGUCUUUUGCUACUUUCCUCACCCGGCGCGUUACGGCGGAAUGCGGCCUCUCACUGCCAGAAGUUGAACCCAAAUAUACAGACACGCUGUGGACCGCCAUUGCACUCGUCGGUCACUCUAGAUGGGUGCAACACGCCCGUGUGGCGCCAGAUACUGGACCUUGGAAGCAAUGGAUUGAAGAAGCUGGCAACAUCGCCGCAGCUUGGCAAGUGUAUGACAAGCUGUUACAGGAUCAAGCCGUCAAGCUCCCGGCUUGGGACUACCAAAAACGUCUCACUGACAUGUUGGAUGCCCAGACGCUUUGCGAGAAACGCGCACCUAACUGGCCGCAUCUUGUGGAGCUGAAAAAUGCUGGGUAUUUCCCCGUAACAAGGGCAGAGGCUCAACCAUUGAGAAUGCAAAUAGUUGCUGAGUUGGGCCAUCUGCCGCAAAAUGCAGGUGAAGCUGAGAAAUCCCAAGGGGUCUCAACUGGUGUGUUUUCGACUCAUGCUAAGCCAAUAGAACGUUCGGGUAGCAGCACUCAUUUGGGCGUUGAAGGAACACGGCUCCGCCAAAGUACUUCCAGAGAUCAGUCACAGGAUCGUCGUCAACGGGCAUCGGUGCCUGAAAGCUUGCAGCUGGAGGCAAGAGCGAUGAGAAACGAGGACGUGGUGUCAUCAGGCCCGGAUCUGGAGGAGUCACAGACCGAGUCACAGAUCGGCAGGAGGAAAGAGAAGGCCGGAGUCUCGGUCGCCUGGCUCUGGUGA